Molecule: messenger RNA, 1187 nt
Organism: Cloeon dipterum
Lineage: Eukaryota; Metazoa; Arthropoda; Insecta; Ephemeroptera; Baetidae
Exons: 5
Coding region: 1-1128 (375 amino acids)
Source: RefSeq, a predicted model, not a curated record
AUGGUUUUCUGGAUGAAAGAAGCUUUCAUCUUUCUCGCACUCCUGGUGGUUUGUCUCACGAAGGCGACUGCUGAUGUCAACGAUGACGGUGGCGAAGAAAAAACAGAACUGAUGUCUGGAGCUGAAAAGGUUGACGCACGACCUGCUCCUUUGAUGGCAAAUAAUGCCGCUGCUCGAUCAAACAACAACCAAAACCUUAGCGGAAGCACAUUAAAUUCUGCCAGCGGAGCAUUUCAUCGGAAAACCGUGGCGAACUUCCUUUCCGGCGUCAAGGACAAUGCAAACGGUGCGUACGUGCAGGCCUCGAAACCUCGCAUCACAACAGUGGUGUUGCUGGAAGCUGGAAACACCAUCAUGAAACUGAUAGUGUUUCUAGCUGUUCUGUGCGCACUCACAUUCGUGGUGCUGGCCCAGAAUAACAACAAUAAAGGCAAGAAAAAUAAGGGUGGAAAACAGGACGGUGGCGGAAAAAACAACAAAGGGGGCAAGCAGGCGCAAUCGAACAAAAAGGAUCAGAAAAAUGAAGCACAGAAGAAGGCAGCAAAGCAUUCUGGUAAAUCCGGCGGCUCACAAUCAGCCAGAUUCGGUUACUACGCAGCCUACGACGAUUACGGACGAGACGAAGAUUAUUUGGCUCAAUCACCUGACGAGUACGGAGAUGGAAAAGGAGGGCAUCAUGACUCAUCUUCAGAAGAAGCUAUCUAUAAGGUUUACGACGACAUGAAUUACGAUGAUGAGAACUGCGAUGGCUUCAACUACUACAGCAAUGGACCGCAAAUGAUGUGGGCAUUCUUCUUCCCGAUCUCGAUGAUGCCUGGGUAUUACCCUUACGGUGGUGGCUACAUGAUGAGUCCCUACGGCAGUCCCUUCGGCAGCCCUAUUAUGGCCGUCAUGCCACCGCCGUUCGGUCGUCCACCUAUGCCGCCGCCAGCGGCGUACGGGCGGUUUGACUAUGAUGAAUAUGAUAAUUAUGGGUCACAGAAGAAAAUCAAGAGUGGAAAAGUGGGGAAAUCAGACCAAAAGAAGAAGAAUCCUGCUUCAGCACAGGAACUAAAAAGGAAACCAACACCUUUCACAACCACAACAACCAAGAAGGCAGCGAAGAAAAAUAAUGGCAAAAAAGGAUAAAUUGUAACUGCUGUGCUAUUGAAUAUUAAUAAAUGAAAUUGGUUUCGAUUUGUUUGAUA